Messenger RNA from Chanos chanos (milkfish), 2097 nucleotides. RefSeq names its product adenylate kinase 7a (gene ak7a). Bases 1 to 2097 code for a protein of 698 amino acids. The transcript is spliced from 18 exons. Lineage: Eukaryota; Metazoa; Chordata; Actinopteri; Gonorynchiformes; Chanidae. The record is from RefSeq and is a predicted model, not a curated record. Gene Ontology annotation, biological process: nucleobase-containing compound metabolic process. Gene Ontology annotation, molecular function: ATP binding; nucleobase-containing compound kinase activity.
AUGACGGAAGAGGAACAUGGAAAACCAAGACCCAAACGGGUUUUUAUCAACGAUAUAGAUUCGUACUCGUCAAAACACAUUGCUAAGUUCUUGUCCACUUGCAUCGUUGGCAAGUCUUUGGAAGACGUAGAAGAAGAGGAUGAGGAUGAGAACGUCCCUCAAGACGAGUCGACCCCCAAAGACGAAACUUUUCAAAUAGUCGGUACUAUUUCAAGUAAAGACGGGACUAAGCAGAGUUUUGCAGUGGAGCAGUAUUCAUCAUCUAAUCGAGAUGAGCUUCUGCAGCAUCUGAUGCAAUGUGAAGUUAUUGUGUACAACAUCACAGAACGAGCUGACGUAGUUGAUGAAGCCUGCUGGGCCGUAUCAGCUCUUCAUUCCGAAAUUGAACAUUUUCCAUCUCCGAAGACAUUCAUUUUGGUGUCGACGUUGAUGACAUGGGCCAUGUCCAAACCAGCUGAUCCUGAUGACCCCGAGAUUCCUUUAACGGAGGAUAACUACAAGAGAAAAUUACCGCAUCCGAACUUCAGAGAGCAUUCGAGUACAGAGAAACUGGUCCUUAAAUUGGGAAGAACGAAAAAGUCCAAGCUGACCACUUACGUAGUGGCUACAGGGUUACAGUAUGGAAUGGGAGAAGACAUCUUUCACUAUUUUUUUAAAGCAUCAUGGCUUGGAGAGAUGAGUACCAUUCCCAUCUUUGGGCCAGGCACCAAUUUUGUCCCUACCAUACAUGUUAAUGAUCUUGCUGGGAUUGUCCAAAACAUUAUCGAUCACAAACCUAAAACACGCUACUUCAUAGCUGUGGAUGACUCCAAGAACACGCUUGAGGAUAUAGUGAAGACUAUAGCCUAUGUGCUUGGUCCAGGAAAAACCAAGAGAGUGCCCAGAGAGGAAGGCUACCUUUCAAAGGCACUAACGAAAAUGGAUCUUUAUUUCCUGAACAUCAAUCUACGGAUUGAGUCUGUUUUCCUGAAGGAAGUCUUCAAUCUCCACUUGGUGUGUGAAACUGGAAUUGUGGAGAACAUACAUUAUGUUGUUGAUGAGUACAAGCAGGUCCGGCAACUGCUGCCAAUCAAAAUCUGUCUCCUUGGCCCUCCUGCAGUUGGGAAGACCUCAGUUGCUGAGAGAUUGUGCAAACAUUACAAACUUCAUCAUAUUAAAGUCAAGGAAGCCAUUGAUGAGAAAAUAAAGAGUCUGGAGGAGAUCCUGCAAACAGUUGAGAGGUCAGAUGAAAAUGAAGAGGCACUUCAAGGGGCUCAGGAUCUACUUGAAUCUCUGAGGGACAAUCUAAACCAGAAUGGAGGACGACUGGAUGACCAUUUGGUGUUUAGCAUCAUUAGAGAGAAACUGAAUUCAAGACCCUGCAACAACCAAGGUUUUGUGCUGGAUGGUUACCCUGAGACCUACGCACAAGCGAAGGGUCUUUUCUACAAUGGCGACAUGGAUGACAAAGUUAAUUCUUAUGACAGAAAAAUCAUUCCAGAGUACGUUUUCUCACUCAAUGCCACGUAUGAGUUUCUCAAGCAAAGAGCACAGAACCUUCCAGAGAGUAAAGCGAAUGAAUUGCACUACACUCAAGAUGAGUUUCUUCAACGUCUUGCCAAGUUUAGAGAAGCUAACACGGAGGAUGAAACUGUGCUUAACUAUUUCGACGAGCUGGAAAUUCACCCAGAGCAUAUUGAAAUGGACAGUGUGAAAGAUGAGGAGAAUCACGCUGUGAUUGAAAAGAUAAAACAGAUAGUGGGAAAGCCCAUGAAUUAUGGUCUUACUCCAGAGGAGCAAGAGGAGGAAGACAGAAGGAUUGCAGAAGAGAGGAGACAGCAAGUCCUGUGUGAAGCAGCUGAAAGAGAGCUAAGAGAGGCUGAGGAGGUGGCCAGAAUGGCUCCUCUGCUGGAAGAGUGGAGAAGGACUGUAACAGAGGUGAAAAAACAGGAACAUGAAAUGCUGGAGAUCCGCUCCAUUCCUCUGAGAAAUUACCUGAUGAAGUUUGUCAUACCCACUCUCUCACAAGGCAUGAUUGAGUGUUGCAAAGCAAGACCUAAUGAUCCAGUCGAUUUUCUGGCAGAAUAUCUCCUUAGGAAUAACUCAGAAGAUGAUUGA